This is a messenger RNA of Carassius auratus (goldfish), 4140 nucleotides long. RefSeq names its product potassium channel, subfamily K, member 10a (gene kcnk10a). Gene Ontology annotation, biological process: stabilization of membrane potential; potassium ion transmembrane transport. NCBI's taxonomy places the organism in Eukaryota, Metazoa, Chordata, Actinopteri, Cypriniformes, Cyprinidae. The transcript has 7 exons. Gene Ontology annotation, molecular function: potassium ion leak channel activity; outward rectifier potassium channel activity. Gene Ontology annotation, cellular component: plasma membrane. The coding region runs from base 415 to 2124 and encodes 569 amino acids. The record is from RefSeq and is a predicted model, not a curated record.
ACCGCUUGCCAUAUACUGCGGCUGUUUAGAAAAGCGUUCUGGAUGGUCCAUUCGCGAAGCGCUCAGACGAUGCCCCCAACAGCGCGUGGACUUCUGCUGCACCUUCACUGUUUACUACACACACAAAAGGUCUCUGACGCUUGGAAAAUGGUGCAAUUGGCAAAAGGCGGAGUGAUUUGGAACUCUUAAGUACCACGAAGAGACAGAAGCAAAUUCCACGCCAGUGUAGCAGCACAUCAAUCGCUCCACACGCCUGAAGAUGAAGAUGAUCUCAUGCUUGCGCCCGUUUACCUCCCUGUCUCGUUUAAAAACAAUCUCUUCAAAGAAAUUCGCUGCAUGAUUCAUCAGUCACACCAUAUCUCUUGAUAACUUUAUCGCUUUUCGACCAUUUCAUGAAUUAAACUGCAAUCCAAAAUGAAAUUUCCAACGGAAAACCCAAGGAAACCAGGGAACUGGAACCCUUCACCAGUGCCAGUGCAGACCAACCUGGUGCCGCCGAAGAAGGUCCAACCAGGGAUGUUGCAAUCCAGUUUGGUGCAGGCCAGUGUGGCCACCAUGCAGAACCCCAUGGGUUGUUCUUUACCUCGCCUUUCUGUCUCCCGGCCCGCUAGUAUGGUGGCCAGCAUCGAAGCAGUGGCAGACGGCUCAGCCCUCCUCACAGUUAUGAAGUGGAAGACUGUCCUAGCCGUGUUUGUGGUGGUGGUAGCGUACCUGGUCGCCGGCGGUCUGGUGUUCAGAGCCCUGGAGCAACCCUUUGAGAGCAACCAAAAAGACACAAUCACUUUGAAGAAAGCAGCCUUCCUGGAGAAACAUAGCUGCGUGACGCGAGAUGAGUUGGAAGAGCUCAUCAAGCACUCUGUAGAUGCAGUGAAUGCUGGUGUCAGUCCUAUCGGAGACACAUCAUACAACUCCAGUCACUGGGACUUGGGGAGCUCCUUUUUCUUCGCUGGAACUGUGAUAACCACAAUAGGUUACGGCAACAUCUCUCCAAGCACAGAGGGAGGAAAGAUUUUCUGCAUCCUUUAUGCAAUUUUUGGCAUCCCACUCUUUGGCUUUCUUCUGGCUGGUGUUGGUGAUCAACUAGGGACUAUUUUUGUGAAGAGCAUUGCUAAAGUGGAGAAAAUGUUCAGGCGCAAACACAAUCAAAUAAGCCAGACCAAGAUUCGAGUGGCCUCUACAUUGCUCUUCAUCUUGGCCGGCUGCAUUCUCUUCGUCACCAUACCAGCCAUCAUCUUCAAGCACAUUGAAGGAUGGACCGGGCUGGAGGCGAUUUAUUUCGUGGUCAUCACACUGACAACUGUUGGGAUCGGAGAUUAUGUUGCAGGAGGCAACAGAAGAAUAGAGUACCGUAAAUGGUACAGACCACUGGUGUGGUUCUGGAUCCUGGUUGGACUGGCUUACUUUGCUGCAGUUCUGAGCAUGAUUGGAGACUGGCUCAGGGUGCUUUCUAAGAAGACGAAAAUGGAGGUGGGUGAAAUUAAGGCUCACGCCGCCGAAUGGAAGGCCAAUGUCCGUGCAGAGCUCCGUGAGACCAGGCGCCGACUCAGCGUGGAAGUUCACGACAAACUGCAAAGGGCCGCCACCAUUCGCAGCAUGGAGCGCAGGCAGCUAGGUUUCGACCAGCGGGCCCAUUCCCUAGACAUGCUGUCCCCUGAACGUCGAGCUGCCUUCAACAGCCUGGACACCACCAAUUACAAAACAUCCUCCCAGGAGAGCAUCGACACAAAGCUCAACAACCUGCGUCUACGAGUUGAGCAGAAUGAGCAUCGGCGGAGCGACCCCAGCCAGGCGUACUCUGAAGAUAACCUUUUCAAUCGCCUUGGUUCAGUCACAAAACUAGCCAAACGGAACAGGAACAAAGAGUUGAGGAAAAACAUCCCAGACGACGGUCGGAAAGCCUUAGAUUCCUUCUCCUGUAAUACUCCUACAAUGGAUGAGGAGAAGAAAGAGGCCGAGGACGACGAGCUUGAGAAAGAGGUCAACACCAGUCUGACCGACUUACCUCUCUUUGUGGAGAGCCCUAAUAGACAAAACGGAUUCAUGCCUCUACCGCCACAGACCAAAGAGGAAGAAAACGAGACAAAACUUGAAGAAAAAGAGUUCCAUUUGCAGAUGGAGCCCUAGAAGGAACCGUGUAAGAAAAUAACAUAUGCCUAAAGUGCCUUGUUUAGCCCUUACCCUGAGCUGGGAUGUGAGAAUCUCAAUUUCUGCUGUUCAUUUAACUGUUCACUGUGUCCUGAUAACUUGAUAACAGAAAUAUGGCGACAGUAGCACUGGAAGACAGCUAGUUCUUUUCUUCAGACCGCUAAAAAAUGCUUGUAUAAGUUUGAAAGAAUCUCUCCCAACGUCCUGGACAAAAUUCGUAGCAAGCUACAAUGGCUGUUUGUUUCACUGCUUCACUUUCAGUGUUAUGUCUGCCAGACUGUACUUGUCAAGUACAUUUGUUAAGAAGCAUAACUGCUUAAAAACAAUGUCUGUCAAGAACCCCCACCCAUUCGAAAUGAAGAAACCUACAUUGAGACUUGAAUCCCCUAUGAUCAACGAUUAUAAAAUUCUUUGAAUAUGAAGAACCCAUGUUAAAUUGGUGACACGUCAUAUAUGCACGGAGCUCAACUGUCUUGUAAAACAAGUCAUUCGCAUCAAUAUGUGAUCCAGAUUCAUGAAGUUAACCUAUGAAAUCUCAGGGCUUGUAGUCCUAGUGUAACUGUCAAAUUGUACGGUAUGUCUGACAUACAAUUUUCUGUGCUCUCAUGAAAUAUCUAAAACUGUUGCUUCAAAGUACUGUUUUCAUAGUUUGAAAUUUUAGGACAAUGGGACAAAAGAGAAGCCAUAAGGUAGAAAGUCAUGGUAGAUGUCAUUUAAGCUAGAAUAUCUAGUAGAGUUUAAUCACAAACAACUGAACAUAUCCAUUUAUUUCAUUUAAAUGGACAGUUUACCCAAAAAAUGGGUUUUGUCUAUUUAUCUGAAGUCAGUAAGAUACAAAACGACACAUGUUGAUGCCAUUUUUGGGUGAACUGUCCGUUUAAGCCAGUCAAGUAAGCGAUUUCGGAGAAGUUGAAUCUAAUUUAAAAAAUAUCUUGUAGCCUAUCACCAGUAAGGGGUGUGUCCACUCAUGAUGGGGGAGGUGCCUGUUGCAUAGCAUGGCCAAGUUAACAAGAUAGUAUGUGAUCCUUUUGGGUAGAGGCCUGUGUUUUUGGUCAUUUCAAAUAUCAAGAGUUUCAGAAAUCAGAAAUCGCUUAUUGCACCUUUAUUUAAUUGACUGAUGGUGCUGAUUACACAAAAUAAUAGCAUAUUCACAAUGUUACGUUGAUUUGUGAAUGAUCAGGGUAAAAUCUUGACUCAUUUGAAGUCUACUAGACAUUCUGUAUGUGAAUGAAAGAAAUAUGGCAUACUUAUGUAAUAGCUUUAUGAGAGUAUAGGAUGCAGUUCCAUUUAGGAUUGACAUGGAAAUGUUAAUCUAUUUUUUUUUUUUUGCCAAAAAACCUUGCACUUUUUACAAGUUUCUGUGUUCAGUUUAUGAUUUUCAUAUCUUCUUUUCCAGAAUGUUUCUGGAAUAGACUUUUGAGACACCACUAAACAAUAUUGUGCUAAUCGCCUGGGAGCGUCUGACGUAUUUGUGUGUGUGUGUGUUUGUGUUGAAACCAAAUACAGCUUUGUCUGAUGUGAUUGUUGUCUUGCUGACUGUAUUUAUGAAAACUCCCUGAGGCAGACACAUGUAUCAGUACCUCAUUCCCACCAACUCGCAAACGCACACAUACAUACACUUACAGCUGCAGCAAAAUGCUUGUUGUUGAGCUAAUGUUAAUUACUCUUUUCAUGUUUGCAAUAGUCUAGAGCGAAUGCAGCAACGGACUGAAUAUUUCUGAUAAGGAAAAAAAAAACUAUGAAAAUGUAAAGCAUUUUAAAGCAUUCAAAACUAUUAAACACAUGGAUCCCUAAAGCAUGCUAUUGUGCUAAUAUGUUAUCAUGCUAUGGUAUUGAUUGUACCACAAACAUGCUUCUUGAGACUUUGAAAUGUCCAUGUUUUGAGCUCUACUUCGGGCUGCACAUGCAAGUAAAUUCCUGUUCGCAGUAUCUGCAGUAUCUUGUGCAACCAUUACAUUCAAUGUAGUGAGUGCCUUUUGGAAAUAAACACAGUUG